Messenger RNA from Lagopus muta (rock ptarmigan), 2050 nucleotides. RefSeq names its product ribosome binding factor A (gene RBFA). The coding region runs from base 50 to 1006 and encodes 318 amino acids. NCBI's taxonomy places the organism in Eukaryota, Metazoa, Chordata, Aves, Galliformes, Phasianidae. Gene Ontology annotation, biological process: rRNA processing. The transcript is spliced from 7 exons. The record is from RefSeq and is a predicted model, not a curated record.
GCCGCCAGGGGGCGCCGGGGACAGCGGCGGGCCGAGGCCGUCCGGGAGCAUGUGGGGGGCUCGGGCGGCGGGGAGCGCGGCCGUGGCGUGUUGCCGUGCGCUGCACGGUUUCGGGAGACCGCUAGCGAAGAUGCUCCGCAGGAAGAAGAAGAAGUUCUGGUACGACAGCCCUGUGCUGGGACCUGGAAUGAUAUAUGAGCCAACCACGAAAGCUGACCCGGCAAAAACUAGAAGAGGAGAUACCAUACGCUGCAAAGUCUUGAAUGGUCUUAUUCAUAAAGCUGUGGCAGAGAUGAUGAGUAGCUGUGAGAUUAAUAAAGAGGUUUAUGAUCUCAAGCUGGAAAUCUGCAAGGUGUCCCUGGCAUCCAACUUUUCAGCAUGUCGUGUGUACUGGAAUCCUGCUUCUACUACAGCCAGUGAUAAUUAUGUUGAAGGGGUGCUGCGGAAAAGUGCUCCACGUAUCCGGUAUCUUCUGAUGAGUCAACGAAUCCUAGGAAAUAUGCCCCCAGUAGUAUUUGUAAAAGACAAAGCAGCUGCAGCUGUAAAAGAGGUUGAGGAAUUAUUGGCUAUUGCUGAUUUUGGACCUCAAGAAGAAGAAACGUCUCAAAAUAAUUCCAGUGAAUCAUUCUCUUCUGCAACUCAAUCUUCAGACUCACCUAUCCGGUCUAAUCUUUUUGGGAUUGAUCAUGAACUGCUGAAUAAGCAGAUAAAGGAAUACAAAAAACUGAAGCUGUCAAGAAUUACAGAAAGUGUUCCGUGGACGCAAAGCCAGGCGCAGCAGCUGUCUAAGAUUCAAAAGAAAAUGAAAAAGAAGAAAACAAAGACUAUUCCUGACGAUGACAUUACACCACAGAAAUACUUACUGGGCAGAUACGAAGCUGAUUACAUCGACGAUAACGCUGAAUCGAUCUCAGACUGUGAGCUGGAGGAUGAGUUACAGGAGGUGAACGAAUUAGAGGCAAACGAGGGCAAAACUCCAAGUGAGCCUACCGUGAAACUGAAAUGAGGUGGAAGGAGUUGCUCCCUUGGAAAUUGUGAGUGCCAGUGGCACAAAAACGAAUGUCACAGCUACUGAAAGAUUAGUUUUGUACCUCCCGUUCACCACUUCCUCUUUCAGAGCUGCAGGUCUGGCACACAUUCUGUACAACUGCUGGUAUAUUAGAAAAAUGAAAAUGCUGCUUGUGACAAACUGCUGAGCAGCUUUAAAGCAGCUGUAGUUGUAGGAAUUCUAGCCAGAGAGCAGCUUUCUAAUAACAAAACAUACAUUGUGCAGCAGUGUGAGCUAAAUCUUCCUGCAGUUUUGUUAUUUCCAAUAAAAUUAUUGUUUCUAUGCCGAAAUGUUUUUUCAAAAAUAAUCUGGAUCAAAAUAAUCACAGUGUUAUUCUAUCUGUUACUCUUGGGUCAGGAAGAGGGAAGAAAAUGAAAGAGAUUAAAAGACAGUGAAUGUAAGCUCCAAAAUGUUUUUAAAAAUCUUAAGUAUUUAUAAGUUGAAGAAAGAAGCUCAGCCUCUUAAUUGAUAGGAUCAUAGAGUAACAGAAUGGCUUGGUUUGGAAGGAACCUUAAAGAUCCCCUGCUGUGGGCAGAGUUGCCCACCUACUCUAUCCUGGAACACUUCCAGGAGUGGGGCAUUCACAGCUUCUCCAGGCACCGUGUUCCAGUGCCUCUGAGUAAGUAAUUUCUUCCUAACAUCUAAUCUAAUUCUCCCCUUUAAACUUAAAACUGUUCCCUUUGUCCUGUCACCAUCUGACCAUGUAAAAAGUCACAUUCCCUCCUGAUUGUAAGCUCCUUUCAGGCAGCCAAAGGCUAGAGCCUUCUUCAGGCUGCACUAGCCCAGCUCCCUCAGCCUUUUUUCAUAGCAGACAUGCUCCAGCCCUGUUGGUGGCUCCCCUGGACCCACUCCAACAGUUCCACAUCUCUUGGUACUUGCUAAUGAAUUAGUUUUUAUAUUUGGUAAUUUUGGUACUUGUUAAGCGAAUCCUCUUAUAUCUUCUGGUUUCUGCUGUAUAAAAUGAAGGUAUGUACUGACUGCCCAAUAAAGUAAAACAUACAA